This is a messenger RNA of Microtus oregoni (creeping vole), 4345 nucleotides long. RefSeq names its product semaphorin 6A (gene Sema6a). Gene Ontology annotation, biological process: positive regulation of neuron migration; negative chemotaxis; neural crest cell migration. The transcript is spliced from 20 exons. The record is from RefSeq and is a predicted model, not a curated record. Gene Ontology annotation, molecular function: semaphorin receptor binding; chemorepellent activity. The coding region runs from base 679 to 3825 and encodes 1048 amino acids. NCBI's taxonomy places the organism in Eukaryota, Metazoa, Chordata, Mammalia, Rodentia, Cricetidae.
CCGCACGGGGUGAGGCUGCAGCCAACUCCGCUCCCCACGCACUCGGCUGCCUAGGCGCUCGGGACGCAGCACAGGCGCUUCUCCGCGGUGCCGACUGCCCGAGAUGCCCGCCUAGGAGCGUGCGGCCGCGGCCAGCGUCGCCACACCCGGGACACUGAGCUCGGGGUUGCAGAGCCGGCCAGAGUCCUGCACCUCUGCCUCAACCCCCCACCCCGCCCCCCGCCCUGAAAUGACUAGUUAAUGGGCGCUGGCACCGCUGAGGGGACUCAGAAGUGAAUCCAAGUGGAAUUUGGAUUUGGAAAAGAGUUUCUUGAACAUUUACCCGGGUCCUCGCUGGUUUUUCUUUCUCCGUUUUUUUCUUUUUCUUUUCUUUUUUCCUUUUUCAAUUUUUUUUUGCCUUCUCCUCCGGUCCUCUUCUGUCAUUGGAGAUGAACACAGCUCGCUUGCAUCCCAGAAAGUAAUCGCCGUGACUGUUGCCCCCAAAGAGACAAGCACACAUGUAGGAAUGACAAAGGCUUGCGAAGGAAAGAGCGCAGCUCAAGGCCCAGAGAGAUCUUCUCGAUAAUGGAUUACUAAAUGGGAUACACGCCGUGCCAGUCCGCUCCGAGCCGCGGCCGCCUGCCCGUCGAUGCACCGAAAAGGGUGAAGUAGAGAAAUAAGUCUCCCCGCUGAACUACUAUGAGGCCAGAAGCCUUGCUGCUAUGUCUCACACUGCUACACAGCACUGGGGCUGCUUUCCCAGAAGAUUCUGAGCCAAUCAGUAUUUCGCAUGGCAACUAUACAAAACAGUAUCCGGUGUUUGUGGGCCACAAGCCAGGACGGAACACCACACAGAGGCACAGGCUGGACAUCCAGAUGAUCAUGGUCAUGAACAGAACUCUCUACGUCGCUGCUCGGGACCAUAUUUAUACUGUUGAUAUAGACACAUCCCACACAGAAGAAAUUUAUUGUAGCAAAAAACUGACAUGGAAAUCUAGACAGGCUGAUGUAGACACGUGCAGGAUGAAGGGGAAACAUAAGGAUGAAUGUCACAAUUUCAUUAAAGUUCUCCUCAAGAAGAAUGACGAUACCCUGUUCGUCUGUGGAACCAAUGCCUUCAACCCUUCCUGCAGAAACUACAAGAUCGAUACUUUGGAAACUUUCGGGGAUGAAUUUAGCGGAAUGGCCAGAUGCCCUUAUGAUGCCAAACAUGCCAACAUCGCCCUGUUCGCAGAGGGAAAACUCUACUCUGCCACAGUAACUGACUUCCUGGCCAUUGAUGCGGUCAUUUACAGAAGCCUUGGAGACAGCCCUACCCUCAGGACCGUCAAACAUGAUUCCAAGUGGUUGAAAGAGCCCUACUUUGUCCAAGCACUGGAUUAUGGAGACUAUAUCUACUUCUUCUUCAGAGAAAUUGCGGUAGAGUACAACACCAUGGGGAAGGUUGUCUUCCCUAGGGUGGCUCAGGUUUGUAAGAAUGACAUGGGAGGGUCUCAGAGAGUCCUGGAGAAGCAGUGGACGUCUUUCCUGAAGGCUCGCCUGAACUGCUCAGUGCCUGGAGACUCUCAUUUUUAUUUCAAUAUACUCCAGGCGGUUACAGAUGUGAUUCGCAUUAAUGGCCGUGACGUUGUCUUGGCAACCUUUUCCACACCUUAUAACAGCAUCCCCGGGUCUGCAGUCUGUGCCUAUGACAUGCUCGACAUUGCCAAUGUUUUUACUGGGAGGUUCAAGGAACAGAAGUCUCCUGAUUCUACUUGGACUCCGGUUCCAGACGAGCGCGUCCCUAAACCCAGGCCAGGUUGUUGUGCCGGCUCCUCGUCUUUAGAAAGAUAUGCAACCUCCAAUGAGCUUCCUGACGACACCCUGAACUUCAUUAAGACACACCCACUCAUGGAUGAGGCAGUACCGUCCAUCAUCAACCGGCCGUGGUUCCUGAGAACGAUGGUCAGGUACCGCCUGACCAAAAUUGCAGUAGACAACGCCGCUGGGCCGUAUCAGAAUCACACUGUGGUUUUCCUGGGAUCAGAAAAGGGAAUCAUCUUGAAGUUCUUGGCCAGGAUAGGAAGCAGUGGUUUCUUAAAUGGCAGCGUUUUCCUGGAGGAGAUGAAUGUUUACAACCCGGAAAAGUGCAGCUAUGAUGGCGUGGAGGACAAAAGGAUUAUGGGUAUGCAGCUCGACAGAGCAAGUGGCUCCCUGUAUGUAGCAUUCUCUACCUGCGUGAUAAAGGUGCCUCUCGGCCGCUGCGAGCGCCAUGGCAAAUGUAAAAAAACCUGCAUCGCCUCCAGAGACCCAUACUGUGGGUGGGUGAAGGAAAGCGGUUCCUGUGCCCAUCUGUCACCCCUCAGCAGGCUGACUUUCGAACAGGACAUAGAGCGUGGCAAUACGGAUGGCCUAGGAGACUGUCACAAUUCCUUCGUGGCCCUGAAUGACAUUUCAACUCCUCUACCAGAUUAUGAAAUGUCUUUCAACACAGUGUAUGGGCACUCCAGUUCCCUCUUGCCCAGCACCACCACGUCAGAUUCGGCAUCCCGAGAGGGGUAUGAGUCUAGGGGAGGCAUGCUGGACUGGAACGACCUGCUCGAGGCACCUGGCAGCACAGACCCUUUGGGGGCUGUGUCCUCACAUAACCACCAGGACAAGAAGGGAGUGAUUCGGGAAAGUUACCUCAAAAGCAACGACCAGCUCGUUCCUGUCACCCUCUUGGCCAUUGCAGUCAUUCUGGCUUUUGUCAUGGGGGCCGUCUUCUCAGGCAUCACCGUGUAUUGUGUGUGUGAUCACCGGCGCAAAGAUGUGACAGUAGCGCAGCGCAAGGAGAAAGAGCUCACCCACUCGCGUCGGGGAUCGAUGAGCAGUGUCACCAAGCUCAGUGGCCUCUUUGGGGACACCCAGUCCAAAGACCCAAAGCCCGAGGCCAUCCUCACGCCACUCAUGCACAAUGGCAAGCUGGCCACGCCUAGCAACACGGCCAAGAUGCUGAUCAAGGCUGAUCAGCACCACCUAGACCUCACCGCCCUGCCCACCCCAGAAUCCACCCCUACGCUGCAGCAGAAGCGGAAGCCCAACCGCGGCAGCCGCGAGUGGGAGAGGAACCAGAACCUCAUCAAUGCCUGCACCAAGGACAUGCCCCCUAUGGGCUCUCCUGUGAUUCCCACGGACCUGCCCCUUCGGGCCUCCCCAAGCCACAUCCCCAGCGUGGUGGUCCUGCCCAUCACGCAACAGGGCUACCAGCAUGAGUAUGUGGAUCAGCCCAAAAUGAGCGAGGUGGUGGCUCAGAUGGCUCUGGAGGACCAGGCUGCCACUCUGGAGUAUAAGACCAUCAAAGAGCAUCUGAGCAGCAAGAGUCCCAACCACGGGGUGAACCUUGUGGAGAACCUGGACAACCUGCCCCCCAAAGUUCCACAGCGCGAGGCCUCCUUGGGCCCCCCGGGAGCCUCACUGUCGCAGACCGGCCUCAGCAAGCGGCUGGAAAUGCAUCACUCCUCCUCCUACGGGCUUGAGUAUAAGAGGAGCUACCCCACGAACUCGCUCACGAGAAGCCACCAGUCCACCACUCUCAAAAGAAACAAUACUAACUCCUCCAAUUCCUCCCACCUCUCCAGGAACCAGAGCUUUGGCCGGGGAGACAACCCGCCUCCCGCCCCGCAGCGGGUAGACUCCAUCCAGGUGCACAGCUCCCAGCCCCCUGGCCAGGCCGUGACUGUUUCGAGGCAGCCCAGCCUCAAUGCCUACAACUCACUGACAAGGUCGGGGCUGAAGCGCACCCCCUCGCUAAAGCCAGACGUACCCCCCAAACCCUCCUUUGCUCCCCUUUCCACAUCCAUGAAGCCCAAUGAUGCGUGUACAUAAUCCCUGGGGUUGGGGGCCAGGCGUCGAAGCAUCAGACGAGGCGGAGGCAGCCAUCCAGCUCAGCAAGGUCUCCACUGCCUCGAGUAUCCACCCGACCAAGAUGGCCCUGGAGGAGUUGAGGACGCUGGGUCCUCCUCCCUGGGACGCAGGGACCCUCUUGAAAAUCAGGCCAUGUGGUUUGGUGAAGGGUUAGCAACAGCCACCUCCAUUAUCUCUUCACACUCGCCCACAUCGUACAGCAGGUCGGACUCACAAGAGACUUCAGUAUCGUCAAGAACAUGAGCCAAAAGCACAUCCGCACCCCAUCGCCACACGAACACACAUGCACACCCCACGCUCACAUGCACGCACCACACACACAGAAACACACAUCCACACACACGCAGGGGUGAACAACAUUUUUGUCCCUGACCUCACGGGACGUUACCAAACUGGGUUAAGCGUUCGAAACUUUAAAACACAAACACAGUUUUUCAAAAAAUAAAAAAUAAAAAAAAAACAAGAAAACUUAAAAAAAAAA